This is a messenger RNA of Vollenhovia emeryi, 3232 nucleotides long. RefSeq names its product ABC transporter G family member 20. Bases 799 to 3030 code for a protein of 743 amino acids. The transcript has 14 exons. Lineage: Eukaryota; Metazoa; Arthropoda; Insecta; Hymenoptera; Formicidae. The record is from RefSeq and is a predicted model, not a curated record. Gene Ontology annotation, molecular function: ATP binding; ATP hydrolysis activity; ABC-type transporter activity. Gene Ontology annotation, cellular component: membrane.
AUUGUCCGCGGGGUCUCGCUGGCCCAACCGCAGAGCCAGUUCUCGCUGAGCCUCGUCGCGGUCAGGCGGCCACUCUUACUCUCGAACGGCCUCUCGGUUUCCUGGUUGCACUCUCGGUUUCAAUCUUCUGUUGGUUUCUGCGCGAGAUAAAAGCGAGAACUCUUGAAGACAUUACCAUGAUAUUAUAUUGCGAACAACUAGUAUUACAAAUGAAGUUCUAUCAAUAAUCACUUUGCACAAUUAUGUGAUCAAGAGCUCUUAAAGUGCACUGGUUAAUUUGAAGAUAAUUGCUGCUGGUUAUGUAAUAGUUCUGUGAUAAUUGAACAAGUAAAAAAAUUGUUAAAACAGACUAUAAACGAGAUAGAAAAAGGACUUAAAAUAAUAAAUGUUAAAUAACAUAUAUCCUUAAAUUCAACAAAAAAAUUAAAGUAUUGCAAAAAUAUACAUUCUAAAAGAAUACGUUUAUAAUAACUUCUAUAGAUGAUGUAUAAAGAAAAUUAAUUCUAAAGAACUGUUAAGAACAGAAAGCAUAAAAAUACGUUUCUAAAAAAUUCUCUUUAAAACUUGUUGAGAGAACAUUGUAGAAGGACAGUAUCUUGUAGAAGGACAUGCUCGAAUACAGUCGAACAAGUGCGAAGAUAUGAAUAAUAUAAACAAGGAAAUGACUUAUUUAAGGAAGAAUCACGCAGAAGUGCUCGCCAGUUAAUCACGUCGAUCGAUCUCGGUCUCCAGGAAGAUUUUGGAAAACGUAAUAAGCGGCAUCGUAAUCAACAUUUUCGUUAUUAAAAUUGUUCAGAGAUGGAGAGUGCAAGCCCGCCGAAUACGCUAAUGGAGAUGAAAACACGAAAACGGCCAUUCCGUACGCAAGUAUCAACCUUGGACACGAGAAGGAGACAAGCUGUUUGUGUAAGAAGGGCCUUCAAGAAAUACGGAUCCAAAAAUAAUCCUCAGGUCGUUUUGGAUGGUCUCAACAUGACUGUGCCGAAGGGUGCAAUUUACGGACUGCUUGGUGCGAGCGGUUGCGGAAAGACCACGCUACUGUCGUGCAUCGUUGGUCGGAGACGCUUGAAUUCCGGCGAAAUAUGGGUGUUGGGGGGCCGACCGGGUUCCAAGGGGUCCGGUGUGCCCGGUCCUCGGCUGGGCUACAUGCCACAGGAGCUCUCGCUCUACGGCGAGUUUUCCAUUCGGGAAACGUUUAUCUUCUUCGGCUGGUGCGCCGGUAUGACGACAGAACAAGUGGAUGAGAAGCUAAAUUUUCUGCUUAAGUUUUUACAACUACCGCCUGAAAAUCGUUUGGUUAAGACUCUAUCAGGUGGGCAGCAAAGGAGAGUAUCCUUUGCGACUGCCAUAUUAGCUGAGCCUGAACUCUUGAUUCUGGAUGAGCCAACAGUUGGAGUGGACCCUGUUCUCCGUCAGAGUAUCUGGGACCACAUGUUGCACAUCACAAAGGACGGUAACAAAACCAUCAUCAUCACCACGCACUACAUCGAGGAAACUAGGCAAGCCAAUAUCAUCGGUCUGAUGAGAAACGGCAAGUUUCUGGCAGAGGAGUCGCCGUCGAGACUAAUGGAGAUACAUCGAUUGGACACUUUGGAAGAAGUCUUCUUAAAGCUGAGCAGGAAGCAGAAUAUGGGAUUAAGAAGGAGAAGUAGCAUUCUGAGCGGUAUAACGGGCGUUUCGCCCGACGAUGAUACAGAGGAAAUGAGCGGUGAAUUCGGCGAUAAUGUGAGCAUAUCUAGUCGACGGAAAAGUGUAGCCAUUGUGGAUAAUAGCAAUGUGCCGGAAUUGCCGCCGGAAGAAGAAGGCGAUUCUAAAUACACUGUAUGCAAUCCGCUACACAUGAAGGCUCUCUUGUGGAAGAACUUUUUGUGGAUGUGGCGAAACGUUGGAAUAAUGCUGUUCAUCAUCGGUCUGCCGGUCGCCCAAAUAAUCCUCUUCUGUCUCUCUAUUGGUAAGGAUCCUGUAGGAUUACGGUUAGCCAUCUUCAACAACGAGCUCAACAGCAGCACGCAACCGUGUAUUCCGAGAAACGGAUGCGAUUGGACGCUACUGAGCUGCCAAUAUCUUCAGCACCUGCAGAAGAAAACUAUACAGUUAAUACCCUACGACACUAAGGAAGAAGCCAGAAACGCUGUGACGAGGGGAUGGACAUGGGGCGCUAUAAUGUUUCCGCACAAUUAUUCUGAAGCUCUCACGGCGAGGAUACAAGAUGGCAGAUAUGCCACUGAUUGGGACAUUGCUUUCGGAGAGAUGAAAGUCGUUAUGGAUAUGUCCAAUCAGCAUAUAGGACAGAUGCUACAAAGGGACCUGAUUUACUCAUUUCAAGAUUUUGCGAAAGAAGUCACUGUGGCUUGCAACUAUAGCGCAAAGCUAACUAGCAUACCCGUAAACAUACAAAUGCCGAUCUACGGACCUAUGAAUCCUAACUUCACGGAUUUUGCAGCUCCCGGAGUAAUUCUAACAAUCAUUUUCUUCCUCUCAAUCGCAUUGACAACGGGCUCUAUGCUGCUGGAGAGAAACGAGGGUCUGCUGGAAAGAAGCCUCGUGUCAGGUGUCACCGUCAUUGAGAUUCUUAUCGGCCAAGUGAUUACGCAAUUCAUGAUUGUGGUCGGGCAAAGUGUGAUGGUCAUCAUAGUCUCAUUUGUGAUCUUCGGGAUCACCUGUGAGGGCGAUAUAGGUUGGAUCACUUUACUGACCGUCCUCACGGGUCUCUGCGGCAUGUGUUUCGGAUUUGUAAUCGCCACUAUCUGUGACAAUGAAAGAAGCGCCACAUACGUGGCAAUGGGCUCUUUUCUUCCAAUUGUGAUGUUGUGCGGCAUUAUCUGGCCCCUAGAGGGCAUGUAUACCGUGUUGAGGUAUUUUAGUUACUUACUUCCCCUAACGAAGAGUACGGAGUCGAUGAGAUCAAUGUUGGCCAAGGGUUGGACGAUAACGGAACCAGUGGUUUAUCAUGGCUUUAUCGCCACUUUCAUCUGGAUCGCCAUUUUUUUGAGCCUAGCGAUAUUGCUAAUUAAAUUUAAGAAGGGUUAAUUUAAAGGUAGGAAAAAUAUUUUUUUAAUAUAAAAAGGAAUUCACCAAAUGUCUCUAUAAACUGUAAGAGAAUAAAAUUAUAUGUGUAGGUAAACAAAUUCUAAUUGUAUUAUACGUAUUUAUAUGUAUAUCACGGACAAUUGGAUUUAUAGAAACAUAAACUUAGGUUUAAUUUUAUUUAAAUAAAAAUCUUUUCAAUGUU